AUUAUAGGCAUUCCUGUUCACGUAAAUGUAACAAUGUAUUUAAAUGAUAUAAGUGCAGUAUCGGAAGUAACGAUGGACUAUACAUUGGAUUUCUAUAUCCGUCAGCUCUGGAACGACGAGAGACUGGUGUUUAACUCGUCUUCGGUUUCAGAGCUAAUCCUUGGGUCGGAGUUCUCGAAGAAGAUAUGGAUUCCCGACACCUUCUUUGUCAAUGGAAAACAGGCAUCGCUUCACAUCUCAACCACCACUGAGUCUAAUGUCUUGCUUAGGAUUAAACCAAACGGUGAUAUACUAUACAGUCUUAGGCUAACUGUAGUGCUUUCGUGUCCAAUGGAUUUGAGGCAUUUCCCAAUGGAUAUGCAGUUGUGUCAACUAAAAGUGGCCAGUUAUGGGUACAGCACAGCAGACAUUGACUAUCACUGGGCACAGGGUUUCGACACGUUUGGCAUUAGAGAAGGACUAUAUUUGCCAACGUUUCAGAUCCAGGGCUACCGGCGAUUCAAGAAAUACAAAUUAUUGAGCACU
Molecule: messenger RNA, 525 nt
Organism: Medioppia subpectinata
Lineage: Eukaryota; Metazoa; Arthropoda; Arachnida; Sarcoptiformes; Oppiidae
Source: the annotation of a GenBank genome assembly